CGUCACAGUCCCAAAAUGACAGUAAAUCGCCAUGGAAAGUGAGAUGAAUAGACUUUCACCAUUACGUCAAAAGUGAGCGAAUAACUGUGAUGAAAACCGAUUCGCCCAACGAAGACCUCAACGAACCCCCCGCCUUCAAAAGCGGCCUUCGCGAGGUAAUAGUCGAAGAACAUUCCGACUCUGAACCCUCUUCGGCAGCGGGCAGCGACGACGACGAAGAACGCAGACCCGAACGACCCAAAGCUGAUAUACCACCGGAAUACUGGCACAUCCAGAAGCUGAUCAAGUACCUGAAAACCGGCAACCAGACGGCCACGGUGGUGGCCUUGUGCUGCCUCAAAGACCACGACCUCACCACCGAGAUCAACCAGCUGGCUAUUCAAGAGAUUGGCGGCUUGGAGCUGCUGAUCAAUCUGCUCGACACCAAGGACUUGAAGUGCAAGUUGGGGGCGCUGGGAGUGCUGACGGAGCUCUCUCACAACCAGGAUAUACGGCGCUCCAUCGCCGAUCUCGGAGGCAUAGGUCUAUUGGUCAAGAACCUCACGGAACCGGCUAGGGAUCUGCAGAUCCUCGUAGCCGAGACCAUCUACAACGUUGCCCAAAUACGCAAAGCGAGAAAGCACGUCAGAAAAUGCAACGGCAUUCCCAAGCUGGUAGACUUCCUCGAUAUCAAUGAACUUUCCCUGAAAACGCCCAAGGACCAGCUUAGUCCCGACGAUAUCGAACUUGUCAACAUCGCAAGAGCAGCAGCCAGAGCCUUGUGGUCGGUGUCCAGAAGCAAGCGCAACAUCCAGGUGAUGAUGAAGAGCGGAGCCGUACCGCUGCUGUCAAGGCUGUUGAAGUCCGUACACAUGGACGUGGUAAUACCGACCAUCGGUACCAUAGCCCAAUGCGCAGAUGAUCCCAGCUACCUGCUGGCGUUACAAACCGAGGGCAUGAUAGUGGACAUCGUGAGACACCUCUCAGCAGACGAGUACCCGGCCUUGAGGCGGUACUGCGCCGAAACCAUCUUCAAGUGCUGCGAGAGCCCUGUGGCCAGAUGCAUGGUGAGGCAGAGCGGCGGUCUGGACCCGCUGGUGAACAUGGCCCGAGAUCCCAAGACCAAGGAGGACAAGCCGUUGCUGGCCGCUGUUACGGGGGCCAUUUGGAAGACGGCCAUCAGUCCGGAGAACGUUGAGAGGUUCGAUCAGCUGAAGACCGUGGAGGUGCUGGUGAAAUUGCUGGAAAACGUGGAAGAGGACGAACGCGUGCUGAGCAACGUGGUGGGAGCCCUAUGCGAGUGCCUCAAGUUCGAGCACAACCGCACCACCCUGAGAAGAGCAAACGGCAUCCCCCAUUUGGUCAACCUGCUCAACUACACCUACCCCCCGCUGUUAGAAAACGUGCCGAUGGUGUUGCGAGAAUGCGCCGAAGACGAGGACUCCAUGCGGAUCAUCGAAGAGUUGGACGGCGUGAGGCUGAUCUGGUCGCUGCUCAAGAACGAUUCGAUCAAGGUGCAAGCGAACGCCGCUUGGUCGCUGGUGCCUUGCAUCAGAUACGCGACCGAUUCGGGAGAGAUGGUGAGGUGCUUCGUGGGCGGUCUGGAGCUGAUAGUGAACCUCCUCAAGUCCACCGACAACCACGUGUUGGCCAGCGUUUGCGCAGCUAUCGCCGAAGUGGCCAAGGACAUCGAGAACCUGGCAGUGAUCACCGAUCACGGAGUGGUACCCAUGCUGGUGAACCUCGUCAACACCGAAGACGUCGAACUGCGCCAGCACCUAGCCUCCGCCAUAGCCUACUGCUGCGCCUGGGGCUCCAAUUGCAAGAUGUUCGGCCGGUUGGGCGCCAUCACGCCUCUGGUGCAGUACAUGGCCGACGGCGACGCCGACGUCAAUCGCACGACGGCGUUGGCAUUGUUCCAUCUAUCGAAGAACCCCUUCAAUUGCAUCACGAUGCACGAGAGCGGAGUGGUGACUUUCCUGCUCAAAGCGGUGUCUUCUAGCAAUUGGAACUUACAGGAGGCCGCUGCUGGUUGUUUGGCGAAUAUCAGGAAGUUGGCGUUGGAAGCUGAGACUGUGCAUUUGAUCAGGAAGAAGGAUGAAUCCAGCGAAGAGGAGAACGAGCUUUAAGAAUUUUGUGCCAGAUCACUCUUCUCUUUCUUUUACAGGAUGAAAAUGAAUGAUGGAGGUGUUUCUUCGUCAUAACUUAGUUCAAAAAGGCCAUGAUGUUAACAUGUGUCGUAUAUCGACAAGAUCUUGUAUCUCCAAAACGGAGCAAAAUGUUUAUACACACUAUUUUUAUGAAAUGAAACAGAGAAUCACCUCCUAUUUUUUUGCAUCCAUUUAUGCACACCCUAUAUACUCUGGUGAUUGUUGCAUUAGCUCAAUAUGACGUUUUAUUGUUGCCUAUUGAAUUAAUAUAUUUACAAUGUGGUAUAUAUUUUAUAUUAUACAAAGUACUAGUAGAAACAGUUUUGCUGC
This is a messenger RNA of Phaedon cochleariae (mustard beetle), 2459 nucleotides long. The record is from the annotation of a GenBank genome assembly. NCBI's taxonomy places the organism in Eukaryota, Metazoa, Arthropoda, Insecta, Coleoptera, Chrysomelidae.